AUGGCGCCUGAUACGCUCGAUCUCGCCGGCAAAGUUGCCAUUAUCACCGGCUCAGGCAAAGAGACCGGCAUUGGUGCCCGUAUUGCUACCACUCUGGCUCGCAACGGGGCACUUGUUGUAAUCAACCAUGUGUCUGAUACCAGCAGACCGCGAGCUGCUGGUGUUGCACAAGCAGUAUGUCAGGACGGGGGAAAGGCAAUUGCCGUCCAAGCAGACGUGUCCACAAUCGAGGGGGCAAACAAACUGGUCCACCAGACUCUUGAGCAGUUCCGUGUCGACCAUAUUGAUAUUCUCGUAAACAACGCAGCAGGCGGUGCUCCCCACGGAACCCUACAAGCAACCCGCAAUUCCAUCGACGCCGUAUUCGCCCCAACCGUCUAUGCACCCAUAUUCCUACUACAAGCUGCAAUCCCCCAUAUCCCGCACGGCGGCCGCGUGAUCAACAUCGGCUCUGAGGCAUCGAGACUUGGCAUGGCCCCGAUUGCCAUCUACGGCGCUGCAAAAGCCGCGCAGGAUGCGCUGACAUACUCGAUGGCGAUGGAAGUGGGUCGCAGCCAUGGCAUCACUGUCAACACUGUAUCGCCUGGACUAGUAGACACGGAAGCCCUGCCGAAGGAAUAG
Messenger RNA from Aspergillus puulaauensis, 621 nucleotides. Its product is annotated as SDR family NAD(P)-dependent oxidoreductase. Bases 1 to 621 code for a protein of 206 amino acids. The transcript has 2 exons. The record is from RefSeq and is a predicted model, not a curated record. Lineage: Eukaryota; Fungi; Ascomycota; Eurotiomycetes; Eurotiales; Aspergillaceae.